Molecule: messenger RNA, 10438 nt
Organism: Pectinophora gossypiella (pink bollworm)
Lineage: Eukaryota; Metazoa; Arthropoda; Insecta; Lepidoptera; Gelechiidae
Gene: e(y)3
Product: titin
Exons: 14
Coding region: 447-8339 (2630 amino acids)
Source: RefSeq, a predicted model, not a curated record
AACAUAUUUAUUACUCUUUUUACAAGCUAAAAGCUCAAGUGGAGCGAUCUAUGGGCUUCUUGCAGUUUACCAACACGACAAUGGCCGAAUUGUCUGUAUAAAAUAUUUUUUAUUGGCUCAUACAUCCAAACCUGCCAUGUCUUUGGUUUUAAAAAUGGCGUAUACAAGCUUUUUGUUUGCCGGUUUACGCUGUUGAAUAGCCCCCAAGAGCCCGCGCGUAAUCGAGGCGAGUGGUAAACGUCGUGAAUAUGAAAUUGAAGUACAUGUGUAGGUAUAUAAUCAACAGUAUGGACCCCGUGAACGAAUUUUCGUAGCGUUAUGGUGAAUUAGAAUGGUGCCUGUGGCUCGUCAAUCUUGCACGUCGUCAGGUUACCAGUUCAUAACGUAAAUAUCACCCAGCGAGCAUUUUAUAUUUCAGAUAUGACAGCGUCGCAAAACAGUAGAUAAUGGAGAGCUCGGAAGACGAUGCGGGCGCCGCGACGAACGCUUCCCGCCGAGCAUCGGCGCGGGAAAAGGACGUCGGAGCGUGCGAGGAUGGCGGUGCAAGCGGUGCGAUGCUGCAGGUCCCAGCGGAAGCCGGCGGAACCAGCGAAACCGCUUCCGUAUCGGAGGAAGCGUUUGACGCCGACAGCGUGCCGUCGCCGUCCGCGCAAGAUGUCAACACCAGCACCGAGGCUAUCCUCGACAUGAUCGAUGAGAUCGUAGACGGCCCCGAUGCCCCCAAGAGACUAUCGCGUGGCUCGGCAGAUGCUGACGCCGACGACAUGUGCACUGCUUCCGACGUCCCUGCCGGUGUCCCCCAACCAUUGUCGAGUGACACUGAUCCCCAAACAUCUUGUACACAAACAUCAACAUCUGAAAGUGACACCAAAGGAAGUGAAAAAUCAAGUGAUUCUCCAUCUGACUGUGUAUCACAUAGUAAGGCAAUAGCAAGUGAUGUUUAUAUAGGAAACUUAUCAGAAGAAAAAAGUGAGUUAAAAGUUGAAAAUGCAUCUGUCACAUCUGCUAAUGAUGGGAACUCUACAGAAGUGUCACAGAAGAGUCCUAUAGGUAGUCAAGCUGAAUGCACAUUGAAAAGCAAUUUAACUGAGUGUGACACAGGCGUGGAACCAGUGACAACCAAGAAUGCACAAUUAGAUAAUCCACCACAUCAAGCAGAUCUGCCAAAUGCUAUCAGUGAACCUACAGUAAGAGAAAGUAAUCAACAUAAAUCAGUGUCUCCAAGUGAAGAAAUACCAGCCAAUUUAAUAACGGAGAACCUUUUACAUGAAAAUACAAAUAAAGUAGUAUCACAAAGCAUAUCUGAAAUCAACUUGCAUGUAGAAUCACCACAGGCAAGUUCAAGUCUUGCUGGGAAUGUGGCAGCUGAAUCAACCUCUGAGGAAACAGUUAUGUGUUCAGAGGAAAAACCAAGCAGUUUACCUCCCAAUAUUCCUUCCAGCAGUGUGGCAGAAUCAAUUUCUAAUCUAACAGACUCUAGUGAGAAUCAAAUAUGUGAACGGACAAUAAAGUGUGUGACGUCCAGUGAUAAUCGGGACAAUGUAACUGUUGAAAGUGCAGAGUCCACAUCUAGUGACACUAGUGUUAGUGAAGGAAGAGCUGUAACAAGUGAGUCCAUGACACGGUCUCCACUGCGUCGACGGUUGGUAAGGCCAGCGCCCAGUGAUCGCCGCCCUGAUUCUACAGUUUCCUCUACUGUGGACACUCAAAAUGUGAAUGUUGAUACUUCUGAACAGACAACCAGUGAUAGUGUUGCAAAAGAUGUUUCUAGUUCAUCGGAUGCUGUACCUUCUGUAUAUGGUAAUGUUAAGCCACAAGAGAUUAGAAAUUUAGGUGAAAUUAGUGUCUGCAAAGCAGAAACAUCAAUUAGCCCCCCUAAAAAAAUUAAACUUGUUAGACAAAAAAUUGCAGCAUCCAGUGCUCAGAGAGAUAUUAUAGAUGAAAAACCUGUAUUGACACCUGAUAGUGAACAGUGUCAAUCAACAUCAUCUGAAUAUACCCCAUCAUCAUUACUAGAUACUGCUUUAGAAACCAGUCCAACUUCAAAAGCUGAAAAUGUGGUACAAAACUUGUGCAAUGAAGUUGUAAGCAAUGAUCCACCUGCAAAUCUGACUACAAGUAUAAGUGUGAGUUCAGAAAAGAAAGUUCAAGAAGUUGUAACGCAAGAGAGCUCAUCCCAACCAGUGCCCCCAGAAGUGCAUAAAAAUGAAAGUGAUGACCAGAAAAAAGUUACACCUAUCACAUUUAAUUUAAGCAUUUCAAAAGAGACAUGUUCCACUGAAAGUAAAUCAGAUUGUGUGGAUGAGGGUACUAGUAGUACCAGUAUUGUCAAAGAAGUAUCAGAUUGCACUAAACAAGUACCUAAGUUGACUAUCAAGCUUGGAAAUAUACAAACAGAGGAACCAAAAUCUCCAAUUCCCAAACUGACUAUUAAACCUAUAAAACCUCCAUUAGAAAGUGAAGAUUUCAAAAGGGAGUCGAGUGAGCAAAUUCCAAGUGUAACUAAAUUGAAUAUUAAGCCUAUAUUAAAACCACCGGAAAAGAUUAAUGAUAUUCACAGAAAGUCUAGCAGCAGUGAAAUAUCAGAAUCUGAAUAUUCUGAAAAUGAUGAAAGUAAUAGUACAUCAGAUCAAGCAUCCAACUCAGAUCAAGGCCCAUCUGAUGUUGUUCCAAAAGUAACUAUUAAAGUUGGGAAACCUGGCACUGACAGUGAGGGAAAAUUUUACACAGAACAAAAUGUCCCAAAACUUCUAAUUAAGAGUAUUCCUCAUAACGAAAAUGAGGAACAGGAAUCUGUAUCAAAACUUAAAUUGGUAAUUAGCCAACCUGAUGAUAACCAAUCAGAAAAAAUCCCUAAAUUGACAAUUAAAUCAGUGGCAAAGUCUGAGGGACAGCCCCUUAGCCCCAAAUUGACAAUAAAGCCUCUGAAACCACUUGAAACUGUUAAAAAAGAUUGUUUAACGGAAUCAGCAAUGGACUUUGAAAUUCCUAAAAUAACAAUCAAACCUGUUGUCAAAACUGACACAGAAUCAUCUUCUAAAACACCUAGAAAAUCAACAGUGGUAUGUGACAGCCUUGAACACAUUCCUGUUGUUACGAAACUAAAUAUUAAGCCUAUUUUGAAACCAACCGAGUGUGAAACAGAAAACUUAGAAGAAAGAGUACCUGUGGUUUCAAAAUUAAAUAUAAAACCUAUUGUAAAACCUACUGACCCUUCUGAAACUGCAGAGGAAGUAGAGAGCCAAGUGCCUGUAGUUUCAAAAUUAAACAUUAAGCCUAUUCUGAAACCUGCAGAGGUUGAAGCAUCUGAAGCUAAGGAACAAAAUGUACCUGUGGUUUCGAAAUUAAAUAUAAAACCCAUUUUGAAGCCCUCAGAGACUAGUGAAGCUUCAGAAAGUUUGGGAGAGAAAGUUCCUGUAGUAUCAAAAUUGAAUAUUAAACCUGUAAUUAAACCUAAAGAUAAUGAAAUUCAAUCUAGCGUAGAAGAUAUACCUAAAGUUACAAAAUUAAAUAUAAAGCCCCUGAGGAAUCCUGAAGAAAAAUCUUCAGAUGAAAAAGACUGUGAUGAAUUGAAUGAUGAUACUGAAAGAAAUAGUAUACCUGUUGUUACGAAAAUUAAUAUUAAGCCUAUAAUUAAGCCUGUUGAUGAAGAUACAUCAAAAGAUUCGGAGAACCAAUCAUCAGAAACGGGUAAUUCCAGUGAUGAUAACACUGAUCACAUACCUGUUGUAACCAAGAUAAAUAUUAAGCCUAUUAUAAAACCCAAUGAUACAGAAGAAUUAUCAAAACCGAGUGAAGAAAAUAUUCCUGUUAUAACAAAACUGAAUAUUAAACCUUUAAUCAAACCAGAAGAAAGUAAAUCACCUUCUUCUCCUAAAAAGGAAAAUGUUAAAAUCACCAAAUUGAAUAUAAAGCCUGUACUAAAACCGGAGGAAAUUGAGCAACAGAAAAGUAACAUUGAUAGUGAAGAUGUUUCUACUAAAAACCCACCCCUUGUAAUGAAAAUUAACAUUAAGACUGUGACUGAUAUUCCAUUUAAAGAAACCUUAUCUGAUGAAGAUAGGAAAGUAAACAGCAGUGAUGACAACAGCGAAUAUAAGCCUAAUAAUAUAGAUGAAAAUAUACCGAAAGUGUCCAAGCUGAAUAUAAAACCGAUUGUGAAACCUUCCAAGUCUGAUGAUUUACAAGGAGUUUCUUCUAAUAUGACUCAAGUAGUAAUGAACUGUAAACCAAGUAGUUCUCAUUUAUAUAUGACUGAAACACCAAAACAAAAUUGUGUGUCUAUUGUAAAUGAAGAUCCUAAGUUUGAUAAACAUACAGAGAAGUCAGGUAAUCAGAAUGAACCAUCUACCACUCAUAAGCAAAUUCCUUCAUCAGACAUUGCUAUAGACUUCACAACGAAACCAGCACAGAGUAAAGAAUCUAAUACGAAAUUAGGAGAUAUUUGUAAUCGAACAAUAAUGGAAUCUUUUAACCAAGUUCCAACGAAGCCACAUUCAUCAUUACAGAAUUGUACUCUUUUGAAAAAAUUAUUAGAGACAAAGAAAGAUGGAUUGGAUAAAAGACUGGAUGAAAACAGAAUUAAUGCAAAUCAUUCAAUACCCAUAAGGACAGAAUCAAACAUAAUUAAAGUUGAUAUGAGCUGUGAACAACAUUAUAGAGAAAAAAAUAAUUCUAAAGGUCAUGAAAAUGAAAUCACCAUCCCACCUAGCACAGAUCAAUCAAAAGUUAAUGAUAUUCAUGUAUCUAUAGAACAAGUUCCAGCUGAAAGUAUUCACAAAGAGCCGGGUGAACAUGUCACCAGGCCAUUGGAAAUCAACAUAUCUGAUAAAAUUUCUACUCAAAGCUCUGGACAGGAUUCUCCAAGGAUAAUAUUAAAAAUAAAUAAGACUGACCAUGGUCCUUCAGCAAAAAUUAUUACCGAGGAGCCAAAGGGACCAGGCACUCCACAACAAAAUGAUGGAUCUGAAAAUACUCAGGAAGUUGUAAAUGACAAACAGAGUCAUAAGAAAGUUGUAAAUAGCAGAAAGAAACCCCUAGCAGAUACCCCAACUAUGCCUAUGGGAAAACGAUUACGAAGUUCAAGGAUUGUAGAAAAUACAGAAAAGUCUCCAGUAGUAAAAAAGUACACUGGAAAGCGACCGUCCACUACAGAUACUAGCCCACCACAGAGCAAGGAACCAGAACUGUCAGUGCUAGAAACUAAAAGGUUAAAACUUGGACAAUUAUUGUCCAGUAAAUCUUUAGGUACGCCCGUGCCCGCGAAAGUCACACAGGUGUCCCCUACCAAAACAAAUGUAGAAACUAAACAGGCUGGAAAAAUCGUUAAUCAUUCACUGUUAAUUAAUGAAAAUUGUUCCAAAAAUGGUAAUUCGAAAUUACACAAUAUUUUAUCAAAUCUACAAGCGAAACAGGCUCAAGCGUUAGCCUUUAACGACAUGAACUGUGCAGAGAAGACACCCAUUUUGCCAGAGCUCGAAUCCAAUGCUUCAACGGGAAGUUCAGACGUCGUCGAGGUAGUACCAGUAGAAAAUUCCCAUCCUGAGGUGCAAGAAAUGAUAAUUAAUGAGAACUCGGAGUCUCACGACUUCCCACCGACGUCGGAUGAGCUGUCGCAGGAUCCGCUGGAGGUGGACGCGCCUAAGCCGGCAGAGCCGCCCGUGGAGGCAAUGAGCGCGCCGCCGCCCGUGCAGCUGACGCCGCAGCCCAAGAAGCGCGGCCGCCCACGCAAGCUGCCCGUGUCCGAGGGCGCCAAACCCGCGCCCGUCUUGCCUGUGCCGGCCCUCGAGGAGCGACCGCAACGAUCACUUCGAUUAUCAAGAGAACAACCGCGGCACCCGACCAUCCUGGCGAAGCCCCGCGGGCGGGGUCGAGGGCGAGGGCGGCGCGCGGAGCCCGAUCCACCGCGCGAGGAACCCGCCGUUGAGGCUGCAAACAAGUUCUUUGUGGACGAGAAGCCUGAGGACAUCGACCCCACCAGCUCGCGGAUCAAGCUGCCCCGUAUGACGGAGGCGCUGGACAAGAUGCCGUCCUCGUGUACGACACCGCUGUCGAGCCGGAGGAGAAAUUCGUCGACAUCGGACAUUAAGUUAUUCGAGACAGAGCCCAAAGUGGUGCUGAACAUGCUGCCGAAGAUGGAGGAGCCGGUGACGUCGCCGGAGACACCAGCGCGCGGGACUCGCGGGGGGCGGGGCUCGCGCGGCGGCCGUGGCCGCACGCCUCGCUCGGGGCGCGGCCGCGGCAGGGGCGGCGGCCGCGGCGCCAUGUACAUGAAGGAAACCAUGGGUAUCUACGGGCGAGUCUGCGGCCCGGCUACUACCACCGUGCAGCUCUUCGAGGAGGAGACCUGCAUGAUGGAUGAUAACGCCACACCCGCCAAGCCCUCGCAUUUAUUGGACGAAGACUCUCAGAGCUCAGUGAAAAGCUCUACCAAUGACAGCAGCAAAAUGAAGAAGUCUAAGUUUGCUGACUUGUUUGACAGUAACAAAGUGUGGACGGCAGCUGAUGUCAAGGAGUACAUGUGGCCGCCGCCCGAGACGCCGGAUGUGGAACACCAGGUAAUGAUGAUCCAGGAGCAAGUGGCGAUGUUCCUGGGCGUGAAGAGCUUCAAGCGACGCUACCCGGAGCUGAAGCGGCGGCCCGUCUGUGGCGAAGAGCGCGACUACGUGCUAAGCAAGGGCAUCGUCACUGAAGCCCUGUGCGACCUUGGUAUAACAGCAGUGGACGCGAGCGAAGUCCUGGACAUAAUGCUAUCAGACUACCCUCACAAGUACGAGGAGUAUCGCGCUCACCAGCGGCAGAGACAGCUGGCGGCCGCAGUCGACGAACCCGACACGAAGACCGAGCGCGUGGACCGUGUCGAAAUGAAGCCUGAAGUAAAACCUGUAGAAACCAAGCCUGAACCGCCUAAAGUUGACUUGGAGAAAACUAGACAGGAGGCGCUGGCAGCGGCGAUAGCGUCGGCCAGCGAGUUCAACUCGCGCAUGAACGUGUCCCGGCGCGGCGCGUGCGUGGACCUGCAGUCGCACACGGUGCAGCGCCGCCGCGCGCCGCCGCCGCGCCCGCGCGAGCACGUGCGCCCGCCCGCCGGGUUCUACCCGCACGCGCUGCUGCCCGGCCAGUACCAGCACUCCUACAGGGUGUACACGCCCGACCAGCUGCGGUACUUCCCCCUGAACACAGUGAUGUCGGCGCCGGCCGCGCCCGCGUCUCCGGCGCCCUCGGACUCUGACUCGGAGCCCGACUGGCGCUCCGAUAGCUCCAGCGACGACUCCGCGAGGGACCGCCCCGCCGCCAAGCGAAAGAAGUUAACGAAGACGAAGCGCAGCAGCGGAGCAGAGGCGGUGAAGGAGGAAGUUCGCGACGAGGAGACGUGCCGCGUGUGUAAACUACGACUAGAGGCCAACCGCAAGUACACGCACGAGCGGUUCCUCGUCUGCGCCAACUGCAACGCGAAAUUGCACCCGGGCUGCACGGAGCUGGGCGCGGACACGGUGCGCAAGGCGCGCGAGUACGCGUGGCAGUGUGCCGAGUGCAAGGCGUGCGGCACCUGCGGCGCGCCCGGCGAGGACGACAAGCUGCUGUUCUGCGACCUCUGCGACCGCGGCUUCCACUGCUACUGCGUCGGGCUGCCCGCCGUGCCCGCCGGCCGCUGGCACUGCGUGGAGUGCGCAAUAUGCAAGUCAUGCGGGGCGCGGUCGCCCGGCGGCGGCGGCGGAGGGUCAUCGACCGAGCCCGCCACGUGGCACCACCAGACCCGGCGCGGGCCCGGCGGACACAAGGUCUACUCACACUCGCUCUGCACGCCCUGCGCCAGGGCGUAUCGCAUCGGACGCUACUGCCCGUUGUGCGAGCGCUCCUUCAUCGGGCCCAAGGGGACAAUGCAGCUCGUCAUUUGUAAGCUGUGUGAUAGGCAGCACCAUCAAGAGUGCGUUAGGCAGACGGUGUCGGCGCUGAACGUACUGGACUACACGUGUGGCGAGUGCCGCCGCGGCGGCAUCACGUCGCGCGCGGCCGCCGUGCGCCUGGCGCCGCGCACCAUCGCCACGCUGUUCAUGGCCAAGCGGCGCUUCAACAAGUACGCGCACCGCCAGUACAUGGCCAGCCGCCAGCGCAAGGACGCGGCCGACUCCAACGACGCGGCGCUCGACCCCGCCGACGAGAGCCUGUCCUGCGAGCCCGUGGCGGCCGCGUCGGAUGCGUCCGACGCGUCGGAGGCGGCGGACGCGGGUGACGCCAGCGACCCGCUGGAGGGCGCCGGCGACGCGGCGGACGCCGCGGACGCGCCCGACGAGGCCGCGCAGGCCGUCGCCGCGCUGCGCAUGGACUUCGGCGACUGAGUCGACGGAACGACCCGCAUAGAGUAAUAUUUUUGUCUACUAGACGUUGACGUAGAAUUUAUAUGAAGUACCCGUAGUGGACGGUGUCACCGCGGCGCCGAGUGCGGUCCGGUCGAGUGCGCGGUCCCCUUAUGAGUGUAUAGAAUUGGACUAUGUAAUAUAUCUAGCUGUUAUUAGUAUAUGUAUAACUCUUAUUCGCUUCGGUAAUACGGUUGUAAGGUAAACUGUUGCAUAAAUCUGAUUAAUAUAACGAUUAACUUGUAGGCUAUAUAUAUAAUAGUAUGUAAGUUAUCGGAUAGUGAAGAGAUACUAGUUGUAUUGUCUCUUUUAUGUUUCGCUGCAUAUUCUUUUACUAUGCAUUAGGAUCUUCGUUACGGUCAUGUACGAUCUGUCACGGCAGGCGCUAAAUACUAUAGAAUAUAAUCCCGGCGGGAGUAGACAGGUAAUAUAACAGACAAUCAUAAAGUGGUUAGAUGCAUAGCUGUAGGUCGCAGGUCACUAACACGUCUACUGUACAGUAUAACUUAAUACUAACUUCACUAUGAUAUGGGUAGCUGGGCAAUCAUUACUAUUUUUAAUAUACAUUUUUUGUUCUUUUACUAGUAACCUGCUAAACAAAUCAUGUAUUUUGUACGCGCUCAGGAUUUGUUAUUUAUUUGAGAGCGUAUCUAAGUAGAGAUUGAGUAAUAGCUGUUAUUUCGUUACGAAACCUUGAGUUUAUUGUGGCAAUAUGUGCGUUUUCUGUGUGUGUGAACUUAUAUCGGAAAAAUUGUAUUUGUUUAGUUGUUCUACUUAUUCAAGCGAUGUCUCAAACUGAAAAAAUAAAAUGUAUUGACUAAAUCUGCCUUUUAAUGCAUUUGAAUUAUGUUUUCAAAAUUGAUUUUGUCGCUGUUAUUAUUUCUUAUUGGCUAAAAUGGUCUAAUGAAGACAGUGCGCAUUUUGUUUUUUUAGACUAAUUUUAGGUUACAUAAUUGUUAAUUUUUGCUUCAUAAGGUAUUUAUUUUAGUUAUACUUUUAUAUGGAUACAACAGUAUACAAUCUUAAGAGCCAAUAGUUAGUUUCAAGAUAAUUGUUUUCUUAUCUAAGGAAACAUUAAAGCCCCACAUUUUUAUAAAUAUCAAGAAAAUAUCUUAUGAAAAGAAGAAUGGGUGGUUUACGAAAUGUAAUACACAGAAUUGAUAAAAACAUCGCAUAAAUAAUUGAUGCAAAGUUGUUGAGUGAUUUAAUUACAAAUUACACUAUUUAGAUUAUGUUAAGAAUUAUAUUUUGUUUUUGUAGUUUAAUUUAACGGAUUGAAUUCAGCAGCUCUUUGAAAAUUUGUUUUUCUAACUUAAUUUCAAAGUACAAAACGACAAGGCUACCUUUGUGCUUACCUUUAUUGAUUCAAUUACGCGUUUUGGAAAUUACACGAAUCCAAUUUAUAUAGAUAUAUUGUAAAAGAUCAAAUUAUUUAACUCAGAGUAUAAUAUGUUUAUUUUCAUUGUGAGAAAAUUUAUUUAUUUAUUCUACGGUUAUGAAGAUAGUAUUAACGAGUAUAGCCAAAUUGGGUUGUGUAUAUUUCCAGGGCGAGGUCUGCUUCGGUAUAGCCUUCCGGCCACCGCAGCGUGGCUCCCGACAGGUAUACGUAACGUACGAUACAACAAUGUAUGCAUUUGCUGUACUUAUGUAAUCUCUGCGCGCUAUCGUCUCUGAACCACUGCUGUGUGCAAUGCCCCUAUCUGUGUAUUAUACAUUGUAUUAGCGAUAUAUAUAAGUGCAGGUGAUUAUCAGUAAAUUCAUAUUAUGUGUAAUGUAUAAUUUUAGUUUAUAAUUACGCUUUGGUUAUAUUAAUCAUAAUUUACUUAGUGACAAUUUUAAGAUAAAAUUUAUGUCCACAGAUUAAUUCAUCAAAUCAUGUUAUAACUUUUAUACAGUAUACAAAACUGGUUUCGGUGUCUCACCAGGAUUCUCAUUGCUUUAUCAACACAGGUGGAUUAUUAAGACUUACUUGUAAGAGAAUAAUGAUAACUUUUAUGUCUACUUAAUGCAAGUGUAAACGUUCUAGAAAUCUCGCACUGUUCGGUCAAUUUUGUAAAAAAAUAAAAUAAAUUUAAUUUACA